Molecule: messenger RNA, 4673 nt
Organism: Arvicola amphibius (Eurasian water vole)
Lineage: Eukaryota; Metazoa; Chordata; Mammalia; Rodentia; Cricetidae
Gene: Mturn
Product: maturin, neural progenitor differentiation regulator homolog
Exons: 4
Coding region: 46-537 (163 amino acids)
Biological process (GO): positive regulation of megakaryocyte differentiation; regulation of signaling
Cellular component (GO): cytoplasm
Source: RefSeq, a predicted model, not a curated record
GACCCGGGAGCCGCGAGCCCCGGAGGAGGCGCGGGUGGCGCCGCCAUGGACUUCCAGCAGCUGGCAGAUGUCGCGGAUAAGUGGUGUUCCAGCACACCCUUCGAGCUCAUCGCCGCCGAAGAGACGGAGCGCAGGAUGGACUUCUAUGCCGACCCGGGCGUAUCCUUCUACGUGCUGUGUCCGGACAACGGCAGCGGCGACAGUUUUCACGUGUGGAGCGAGAGCGAGGACUGCCUGCCCUUCUUGCAGCUGGCACAGGAUUACAUCUCUUCCUGCGGCAAGAAGACACUCCAUGAAAUCUUGGAAAAAGUCUUCAAGUCCUUCCGACCUCUGCUGGGGCUUCCAGACGACGAGGACGCCUUUGAAGAUUACACUGCGGAUGUGGAGGAGGAGCCAGAGGCGGACCACCCCCAGAUGGGGGGGACCUUGCUGAGGAAAAGCAUGACAGAGGAGAAAUGCAGCCUGCACUUUUUAUGUCCCUUUGACGUGUCCAUAAGUGAAAGGUCUUGCUUAGGAAGCAUGAGUUUUACUAGCUAGUCGUGAACUGCGCACGCGCAGAUGCCGAGGGUGAGGGCGGCUGCGCUCCUUGUAGAGUUUCUCCACUGUCGGAUUGGUUACCUGAGCAUGUAGCGGCCAGCCACUGGUCAGUGUAAAUGUUCCGCGGUUGUUCGAUCGUUUUAAAACGUGCUGAUUCCAAAGCCACUUUUAAAUUCUAAUAGUGGAAAGUAUAGAUGGGGUGAAAGAUAUAAAUUAUUGAUUGCUUAAAACUGUUUCUAAGCCUGCAUAUGAAAUGAAACCUUCACCUUCUCUCUUAUGAUGAGACGGCAACUUGUUAAAUCAUGAAAACAACAACCAGAAUCCGAGUAAGUGACCCUUAAACUUUGAAGCCAUAGAUGAAAUCUAAUAGGAAAAUAAACCAAGAAAAAAUUUACAUAUAAUGAAUUCCUUUACUUUCCUAAUCUUUUAUUCUUUAGAGAAUGUCAAGGAAAGGCUCCCAGCGAGUUAUUUUAUUUGAAAUGAUAAUGAAAUGCUCUAGGGACCCUCCAUACAGUGAAAUUUUAAAGUGACAUGAACGUGGGAGUCUUAAUUAGGGGAUUACUUAGUUAAAAGAGGAUGUUUUAAUGAUCAGGACACACAGACAACUCUCAGAAGUAACUGCUGCCAUCACUUAACCACUAAGUACCAGGACAUUGUCUAAUGCCAUUGUGAGACCCUCCCGUGUCCCGGGUUCUCAUAACUCAGGAUGCAAGAACUCCCUUCUCGGCACUUGACUCCUCCGUGCAUCCAGUGUGGGAAUGUUGUGCGUGCACACACACACAGAGACACUCACGGACACACACAUGUAAUCUGAUUAUGUUAUCAGCAUUUUAAACCCAAACCAAACCCACCAUCGCAGAAGCUUGUGUAUAUGGCAGCCGUGUCCGGGCAUUUUGUUUAAUCCAGUGAUGCCGUAAAGGGUCUCUUUGUUCCUUGGUGCGCUGCAGAGUUCAGUUGCUGGGUGAUGGCACAUUGUGGAUUCCAUCUGUGCUUUUCUACCUGUGUUUUUAUUUUCUGGAGGAAACUUAUUAAUGCUUAAUUUCAAGCCGAGUGACUUCCCUUGAAGUCGCCCAUUAGCACAGUUAGACUUAGUACCCCUUCUAGGGUGUGAGGUCCAGUCUUGUCCAUGCUCCUCCUGCCACGUCUGCACAUAGUCGGGAGACUUGAGCUCUCUGUCUUGUGGAUACGGUCCAGGGCAGGUGACUUCCUUUUAAACAUAAUAGGCCACACAAAUAAAUGACUUUUGGAGGUAAAAUGAAGACACCUGAGCAGUUUGCUCCAUUAUGAGGUAACCUGGAAUUUUAUACAGAGGCUUCAAAUCUAAAUUUACAUAUGUUCGAACAUUAAUAUAAGAUGGGUUUUUAUCAAAAACAUAUUUGAACUUUGACCAAAUAUACUUGGUAUCAUCAUGUUAGUGUUCUGUAUUCGUUAAGACCCCUAGUGGUGCAGCGGGCUACUGACAACUCUAGUCAGUCUUUUGUGUGCUCCCCCCCUCACCCCCCAGAGGGGGUCAGGAAGAGCAAACGUCCCUGGAUGUGGCUGAUUUCCAUGACAAAACCCCCAGGCGUCAGCAAAUUUACUGUCCUUGCAAACCUCCCUCUGUCCGCUGUUGUGUGUAUCCCUUCCAGUGUGCACCUGUGUGUGCAAGCACACACAUAGCCACCCCUACCCAUUCUGUCAGCAGUCAUAUCCCAGUGGGAGCCCAAGGUGAACAGCCUGUGGUUGGUUAGUUAUGGAAACGGGCCUGCUCCACUGUGAGAAAAGUGUGACCCUUCCCAAGACCACAGAGGCAUUCCAGGACUACGGAGAACUCAGCCCUUGAGUGCAAACAGUGAUAAGUCAUGUGACUUUCCUACGAAACGGGUUUUUGCUCUGUGAGCUUUAAAUCCCGUCCUGCUGCUGCUGCCGUAGGAAGUAUGUGAGCGAAAAGUGCAACAGUCAAGGACAGUGAGGGACACGGGAAGAAAAUAAUUUGGAAUUUUGCCAAAAAUGGUGUCCUUAAGAUGUUGACCAUGCCACUGCCUUAGAAUUUGGUGGCAGUGGAUGUCCAGAUCCUGGAGCCUGGAGUCUGCCCCCUCCCAAAGGCUUUGGAGUUGGUUGGUAGUUAACCCAAGAGGGGAGCUUAGCUUGAAGAAUAGCUAUAAACAAACGUGUGCUUGUCUUGUCGCCCUGGAAAGUGACAGUGGAAAAACUUGGUAGGUAGUGGACAGAAACAGAGUGAGAAUAAACACACAAGGGAAGGACUGAUCGCCCACUGACCGCGAUGACCGGCUGUGAAGUCUGAAUUCUGCCCUGACAACACUACAGAGCCUGAUCCUAGCACUGAGUGACUCAGGGAGACACGUUCCUCCUAUCUGCCUGGUGAUAGCAUUGUGCAGUCUUCAAGGAUCCAAGUCUAGAGCCAGGGAGGAUAGUGAAGCCCCGUGCUGUACCUGGCACCACUUGGGUUCAGUCCCACGGAGUUUGUGACUCCGAGGCUCACUGCAGCACAUGGUGUAUUUUGUGUUUCCAUGACCAGAGCACAAAACAUCUGUUAUAUGAUGAAACUGUCCUUGCACGCUGCCAGCAGAGCUGGUUUUGCAGUGUGCUUAAGGAAAACUGAAGCACACUGGGGGUGACCCCAUUGCUCAGGACAGACAGACCUGUUCUCUAGCACAGUGCAUGGCUCUGAAUAUUGUUUCAGUUUCUCAGAGCAGGGAGAAAGCGUCUGGGGUGUUGUCAUCCCAGAGUGGAGUGUUUUAGUUAUUGCAUGUUAAAAUUUACCAGUUGGGAAACAGUUUAAUCAAAUUGGGUUUUCUACAGUGAGAGGAAUGUAGAAAUGGGCAAGAUUUAAUGUGGGUUGGGAGGAGAUGAACAGGGACCACGAGAGAGAAAGGUCUCAGUCUAUCUGGGUUGUAAACAAAGCACACAGCCCACACUUACUUCCUGGGGUACAGGACCAAGUGGCCUAUUCUUAGCUGUCUCUAGAGAGCUGCUUUCCUCAGAGACUGGAGGUUUAGAGGAUGCUGGUGAUGGCUCUGUGACUUUCCCAAUGCCCCCUGCCAAGCCAAAGGCACGGUAAGUGCCCUGCAUACCUGGUGGAAUUCCUUCCCCUAAAAAUAAAAUCCACGGCUAGACAGGGAAGCAUGCCUUCGUGAGUGCUGGCUCCAGAGUGACUGCAAUGGCAGCUGGCAGAACGUGAACCAUGCCUGCCCUCUCCUCCACUGGUGCUUCCCCUGUCAGUGAAACUCAAAUGAAGGCUCUUGUCCCUAGAAUAAGCCUUGAGUGGGAUAUGUCAUGCCUGGCUUGUUGUAUCGUCUCCAAAUGUGCACAAGAAGGUUUUCACAUUAGAAAUCCCUCUUUCAUACAAACUCAGUUACUUGGUUUAACGGUAGCUAGUAUGACUCGAGAAGUUGAGGUCUUUUAGGUUUCAUAUGGAGUAGGUGUAAAACUUGCCAGAAUGCUGGCAGCCUGUGGUCUGUGGCAAUGGCAUAAACAUUUCAUGUUAGGAACCCCAUUCACUACACUGCAUUGCUGAAUAAUUCAGAGCAGCUUAAAGACUGCACCAAGCCACAGUUAGUCCUCUUAGGGCUGUGUUCAAGUUGUUCGGUAUUAGGGAGAAAGCUGGCAGUGUGCUCCUCAUAUCUCCCUGGGCCUUCCUUUCGUUUUUGUUUCUUGAGAUUCGAUUUUAGCAGGUACCUUCUGAACUGGCCUAGACGGAUGCCCUAUAUACAAAUGCCAGCUUUCUAAAAGGCACUAAAAUAAAUAGUCAGUGCUGGGCAAGUCCAAACCCAGCUACAAUCUAGUGCUAAUUUGUGUACAAGCAAGAUUUCAGCCACCUCCAGAGAAGCAAAUCAGAAGAAACAAAAGCAAGGGACUUUGUUUGCUUUUUUGGUUUUUCGGGCUGGGAGAUUUUCCUGUGCGGUGUGUGUGUGCUUUCUUUGAGUUCACAUUUCCUUUCAGAGAGCGCUCUUGUAAAUGACAAACUGUGAAAUGGGUUGCCAAAAACUUGUCCUUUCUUAGAUGCUUCAGACAGAACUGUGUAAAUUCUCUCUGCACCCUGUCCCAUCUGCUCCCUCCUCCUUCUCGUGAGAGCAAGGACCACAUCCAAGGAUGUAAUUACCAUAAGCUUGCUAUUAAAGAGCCUUUCAGCCCUA